AGUCACAACAAAAAAUUAAUUUUCACUCGCCGAAUUUCCGUGUGUUAUUCAAUAAAAUUGUCGUUUAUGAUCGAUUUUUUCAAAAUUAAACGUGAAAAACGCGUUUAAUGGGACUUUAUAGCGCUUAGCUGGUGUUUGUAUGUAUUGCCUACACAUCAUUUCCACUCGGUGGUGAUUUUUUAAUUUUUCUAUCGACUUGAAGUUGGACUGCAACUGAAUUAGAAUGGCUAACGUAUCGUACCAAAUAGCUCAUUUACUUGAAAAAAUGACUUCGAGCGACAAAGACUUUCGAUUCAUGGCCACUAACGAUCUUAUGUCGGAACUGCAGAAAGACAGCAUUAAACUGGACGACGAUUCUGAACGCAAAGUCGUACGAAUGUUAUUAAAGCUUUUGGAAGAUAAAAACGGCGAGGUACAAAAUCUCGCUGUAAAAUGCUUGGGUCCUCUAGUGAUCAAAGUAAAAGAAAAUCAAGUUGAGACUAUUGUCGAUGCUCUUUGCACAAACAUGAUCUCCGAGAAUGAACAAUUAAGAGAUAUCUGUAGUAUUGGAUUAAAAACUGUUAUUAGCGAACUGCCCAUCACAAACACUUAUAUAGCCACAAAUGUGUGUAGAAGAAUCACAGGAAAAUUAACCAGUGCUAUCGAAAAACAAGACGUAUCGGUUCAAUUGGAAGCUUUAGACAUACUCGCCGAUCUAUUGUCAAGAUUUGGAUCAUUGUUACUGGAUUUUCAUCAGGUGAUACUCAAAUCACUUUUGCCACAACUUACUUCAUCUCGACAAGCUGUGAGAAAAAGAACUAUUGUGGCACUUGGUCAUCUAGUAUUGUCAUGUAACCAACAAUUGUACAGCAAACUCAUUGAUUAUUUAAUUAACGAUUUGUCAACACAACCUCCCGCAGCAAGGUCUAAGACAUCUAUUCAAUGUAUAGCCGCUAUAUGUCGACAAGCUGGCCAUCGCUUUGGUGUUCAUAUUGACCGUGCUGUGCCGUUGAUUCAAGGACCGUUAGUGGAGAAUAGCGCUGAAGAUGACGAGUUGCGAGAAUACUGUUUGCAGGCUUUUGACGCAUUCGUAAAUCGCUGCCCUAGUGAAACAGCUGCUUACACUAAUGAUAUUAUCAAGCUGUGUCUGGAGUAUUUAGCAUACGAUCCUAACUACAACUAUGAUGACAACGGUGAAAAUGGUGAUGAUAACUUCAUGGAUACCAACGAUGGAGAAGACAUGGAAGAUGAAGACGAUGAAGAUGAUUACUCGGAUGAUGAUGACAUGAGUUGGAAAGUCAGACGAGCAGCGGCUAAAUGUCUAGAAGGCAUUAUCGUUACAAGAAAAGAUUUGAUUGCUGAUAUGUAUAAAAACGUUUCAAAGUCAUUAAUAUUGCGAUUUAAAGAAAGAGAAGAAAACGUUAAAAGUGAUAUAUUGCAUGUUUACAUGGCGUUGUUGAAACAAACAAAACUGACUAGUAUUAAUAUAACUGUCGACAUAGCUGAUAAAGAUUCUGCCGUGUAUCUUCUCCAGUCUCAAGUUCCUUUAAUUGUAAAAGCAAUUUAUAUACAAAUGAAAGAAAGAAGUGUGAAAACUCGUACCGAUUGUUUAGCUUUAUUAAAAGAACUUGUCAUUGUUCUUCCUGGUGCUCUUACUAACCACAUUGGCACUUUAAUUCCUGGGAUUCAAUUUUCUCUGAGCGAUAAAAAAUCAAGCAGCAACAUGAAAAUAGAUACAUUAUCGUUUAUUCAUUGUGUGUUAACGUCACAUCCUCCUGAAAUCUUUUAUCCGUGGGCCGAACAGUUAAUUCCGUCGAUCAUAACUGCUGUUGGCGAUCCCUUCUAUAAAAUUACUGCCGAAGCACUUCUGGUGUUACAAGAAAUGGUCAAGGUUAUCCGUCCGUUGGAUCGUAAACAGGAUUUUAAUUUUACAAUUUACGCCAUACAGUUGUAUAAUUGUACUUAUUCACGUUUGAAGACUUCGGACAUCGACCAAGAAGUAAAAGAACGGUCCAUUUCGUGUAUGGGCCAAAUAAUCUGUAAUUUAGGUGACGUGCUUCAAAACGAGUUGCAAGUGUGUCUACCUAUAUUCUUAGAUCGUUUGCGCAACGAAAUAACCAGGCUAACAACUGUAAAAGCUCUCAUCAAAGUGGCUGGCUCGCCAUUAAAAAUUAAUUUAUCUCCUAUAUUAAACGAUGGGGUAGAGAUUUUGGCUUCUUUCCUUCGUAAAAACCAAAGGGCGUUGAAAUUGAGUACUUUGACUCUUCUUAAUAUGCUGUUAAACAAUUUCCAUGCCGAUUUCUCAGCAGAGUUGUUGAACAAGAUUCUCGUCGAAUUACCCCAAUUAAUAAACGAAUCAGAUUUGCACAUCGCUCAACUGACACUGUCUUUACUCACGACUAUAAUAAAAAUCCAACCGUUGGCCAUGUCGUAUUCUGCUAAUAUUAUUAUGCCGGAAGUCAUGACUUUAGCGAAGUCUCCAUUACUUCAGGGGGCAGCUCUCAACGCGAUUCUGUCGUUUUUCCAAUCUUUAGUUGCUUCAAACGUUCCACAGUUUGGGUACCAAGAUUUGGUGAAACUUUUAGUCUCACCGUUGAUGGCCCAGUCGACCGGUACCGCUUCGUUAACCCUACAUAAACAGGCUUACCAUUCUCUAGCCAAGUGCGUCGCCGCGUUAACAGCAACGCAACCCAGUCAAGCUAUGGGAAUCAUAAAUAGUUUUAUGUCGGAACUGAUAAGUCCAUCUAACGAUCAACAGCACAUCUUUUCACUAUAUGUAAUCGGCGAGGUUGGCCGACACAUAGAUUUAAGUUCAGUUCCGAAUUUAAAAGAAACUAUACUACAAUCUUUCUCUUCAAGUUCCGAAGAAAUCAAAUCAUCAGCGAGCUACAGUUUGGGUAGCAUAUCCAUUGGAAAUUUAGAGCAAUACUUACCAUUCAUAUUGAGAGAAAUUGAUAUGCAGCCGAAACGGCAAUAUUUACUUUUACAUUCCCUAAAAGAAAUAAUCUCGUUUGAAUCGUCCACUGCGAACGGCAUUGAAAAUCUAAAACCUUUCGUGCCCGCCAUAUGGCAACAGCUGUUCAAACACUGCGAGUGUACUGAAGAAGGUACCCGCAACGUCGUUGCCGAAUGCCUGGGCAAGCUAACAUUGAUCGACCCGUACAGUCUACUGCCAAACUUACAAUUGUCAUUAUCUUCGUCAUCUGCACUUAUGAGGACAACUCUACUGACGGCGGUCAAAUUCACCAUUUCAGAUCAACCACAACAAAUAGACUCGUUGCUCAGACAAAACAUGGGUCAAUUCUUAAGCGCUCUGACCGAUCCUGAUAUUAAUGUUAGAAGAGUUACGUUGAUUGCGUUCAAUUCGGCUGCGCAUAAUAAACCAUCUUUAAUCAGAGACCUUCUUGACACGGUUUUACCCAAACUUUAUGCCGAAACUAUUGUCAAGAAAGAAUUAAUCCGAGAAGUAGAAAUGGGUCCUUUCAAACACACUGUCGACGAUGGUUUGGACAUAAGAAAAGCGGCUUUUGAAUGCAUGUACACUUUGUUAGACUCGUGUCUAGACCGUUUGGAUAUAUUCGAGUACUUAAAUUAUUUGGAAAAUGGUCUUCGUGAUCAUUACGACAUUAAAAUGCUUACUUAUCUGAUGGUGUCAAGGAUGGCUCAAAUUGUUCCGAGCGCCGUAUUGCAAAGGCUCGAUAAGAUUGCCGAACCCUUGAAACAAACUUGUAUGUUGAAAAUCAAGGCCAAUUCUGUUAAACAAGAAUUUGAAAAAAUGGAAGAGCUCAAACGAUCAGCUAUGCGAGCUGUGGUCAAUUUACAAACGAUACCCGAUUCUGAUAAAAAUCCACACUUGAGUGAUUUUGUGUGCCAGAUAAAGAACUCGCCUGAAUUAAAUGCGAUCUAUGAAUCGGUACAGAGAGACAGUUCCGGUAUAUUAAUUGAUAAUCAUUCUAAUGCAAUGGAAGUUGGUGAAUAAACAGUUGAUAUAUAUUUCAUGAACUUAUCACGGCUACAAUAAUUAAUUGGUACAUUUUUAAAACAUUUUUUUUAACUGUAUUUUUAUAAAAAUAAUCGGGAAGUUUGUAUAUAUUGAUAGUAAUUGUAUACUCGAGGUUUUUAACCUAAAAUUCAUUUUUCAUGUACCAUUUGAAUAAUUCAUGAGUAAUUAUUAUUAAUUUCUAAAAUAAUUGAUAAUUUUUUAGUAUAUUGUCAUAAAAAAAAAGUGAAACUGUCACAUGUUUUAAUGUUAUUUUCAUAAUGAAAAUCCAAAAUGUUACAUGUUAAGUACAAGUGUGUUUGAUA
Adelges cooleyi (spruce gall adelgid) is the source of this 4284-nucleotide messenger RNA. It is a transcript of the gene Cand1, whose product is annotated as cullin-associated NEDD8-dissociated protein 1. The record is from RefSeq and is a predicted model, not a curated record. Bases 224 to 3958 code for a protein of 1244 amino acids. Lineage: Eukaryota; Metazoa; Arthropoda; Insecta; Hemiptera; Adelgidae. The transcript is spliced from 18 exons. Gene Ontology annotation, cellular component: nucleus. Gene Ontology annotation, biological process: SCF complex assembly; protein ubiquitination.